Messenger RNA from Beta vulgaris subsp. vulgaris (sugar beet), 1847 nucleotides. Its product is annotated as AAA-ATPase At3g50940. Gene Ontology annotation, molecular function: ATP hydrolysis activity; ATP binding. The transcript has 3 exons. The record is from RefSeq and is a predicted model, not a curated record. The coding region runs from base 176 to 1717 and encodes 513 amino acids. Lineage: Eukaryota; Viridiplantae; Streptophyta; Magnoliopsida; Caryophyllales; Amaranthaceae.
CAAGUUCAAAAGCAAUUCGUUCAGUCUAAAAAUAAAUCAUCCAUUGUAUUCUCUCUCUUCUACUACUUUUAAAUAACCAAACUUCUCCCUCUCUCGCUUUCCCAAACUAGUAUAGUAGGGCAUCAACACAUACAUGGUGGUGAACUCAACUCAAUAACCAAACUUCCGAAGAGUGAUGAUGAAGACCUUAGCAGGAGGAGGAUUAUCAUUAGGAAGAAUGUCAAUGUUCUCUGCAUCCUCAUUGUUUUCAACCUACGCCUCAUUAACAGCAUUAGUGACAUUAAUCCAGCAAUUCUACCAUCAAUUUAUACCAAAACAAGUACGCCAUUAUAUUAGCCUAAAACUAGAAGAGUGGUUCACCAGAUCAAGCUCUUCCAACACUUUAUUCACUUUAGUAAUUGAGCAAUUUGAAGAUGGAGAUUAUGACUCAUUCAACCAAGUUUAUAACGCUUGUGAAGCAUAUCUCACUAGCAAGCUAAGAUCAACUUCAACUCGGCUCAAGGUUAGUAGACCGAGCAAGAAGGAUCAUGUAUCCUUCAAGUUAGCACAGGGGGAGAAGUAUUUUGAAGUGUUCGAGGAGAUUCAACUCCAAUGGAGUUUUAUUUGCAACAAUAAUGACACUAACUAUGAUACACAUCACGAUGAUGAUAGUAGUAGGUCAUACAAAGCGCGUCUAGGGAACAAGCACUACUUUGAGCUUUCAUUUGAUCCAGAACAAAAGGAUAAAGUGUUUGAUUCAUACUUACCUUAUAUACUUAGAUUUUAUGAUGAUAUGGUGGAGAGGAAAAAAGAGUUGAAACUAUACACUCUUGAUUGUGGAGGUGGAAAACCGGGUUGUUGGAGAUCAGUCAAGUUCAAACACCCUUUCACAUUUGAUGCACUUGCUAUGGAACCAGAGGUGAAAAAGAUGGUGAUUGAUGAUUUAGACAGGUUUCUAGGAAGGAGAGAGUUUUAUAGAAAGGUUGGGAGAGCUUGGAAAAGAGGAUAUUUGUUAUAUGGUCCUCCAGGAACAGGGAAAUCUAGCUUAAUAGCAGCUAUGGCUAAUCACCUCAAAUUUGAUAUAUAUGAUCUUCAGCUCUCGUCUGUGCAUAAUGACUCGGUUUUGAGAAGAUUGUUGCUUUCAACAUCUAACAAAUCGAUACUUGUCAUCGAGGACAUUGAUUGCAGCUUGGGGCUUGCAGAUCGCCAAUUGCAGCAUGCUGGUGAAGCCAAGGACAAAUACAUGAAUGACAAUGUUGACAUGGAUUCACAAUCACAGAUAUCAUUGUCAGGAUUGCUAAACUUCAUUGAUGGUCUAUGGUCUAGUUGUGGGGAUGAACGAAUAUUUGUUUUCACAACAAACCAUAAGGAGAAACUUGAUCCUGCGUUAUUGAGGCCAGGACGGAUGGACAUGCACAUUCACAUGUCUUACUUAACCAUGCCGGCUUUUAGAGUCCUCGCGCUCAAUUACCUCAAUGUUUCCGGGGAUCAUAACCUUUUUAAGGAGAUUGAACAACUCAUUCAGGCUACAAAAGUUAGCCCAGCUCAAGUUGCAGAGGAGCUCAUAAGAAGUGAUGAUGCUGAUAUUGCCCUUUCUAGUCUUGUUAAAAUGCUUAAACAACAUAAACUAGAGCAAAUUGAGAAGAAGAAAAUCAAUUUUCCAAAGUGGGUAAACGGAGAUUUAACCAAUGGUACUAUACAUGAUUUAUCAGAUGAAAUUUCCAGUGACGAUGCUUAGAAUAAGUUCUAGUACUUUCUAACAAGAAAAUGUUAGCAGUAGAAAGGACUUUGAUUUAUCCUGCCUUAUUUGCGUCAGGUUCUCAUCAUUGUUGGUUAGUUCAUCCAAGAAAUAAAGGAAAUUUCUGUUA